Molecule: messenger RNA, 1014 nt
Organism: Colletotrichum phormii
Lineage: Eukaryota; Fungi; Ascomycota; Sordariomycetes; Glomerellales; Glomerellaceae
Exons: 2
Coding region: 1-918 (305 amino acids)
Source: RefSeq, a predicted model, not a curated record
AUGGGCCUCAUAACAGCGAAUACCGAGGAGAGCAUGGAUCUGUUCAUCAAAGGAAGCCGUGUUAGAGUCUCUCUCUUUGUAGACCCCGAAGAACAGUCUGACUUCAGAGUUUGGAUUAAUGGGCCUACGGCCCUCCACGCCAUAUACCCUUCGGGAGGUCUGCCGCAAGGGCGGCUGCGCCCUUGCCGCUACGGCGUUAAAAUACAACAACAACAACAACAACAACAACAACAACAACAACAACAACAACAACAACAACAACAACAACAACAACAACAACAACAACAACAACAAUGGCUUCGGCAGUGUCUGGACCACCACGAUUGCGGAAAGUCUCGUGGCUCGUUUCAACUACGUAGGCUGCUCAAUCUUCACGGCAACCGAGUCCGACUCAUCGAGACUGCUGAGGCUAGUGACUUUCAAUGGCCAUACGUCUGCCUCAGCCACCGUUGGGGCGACGCAAAUAUUGCACGAUUGAUAAGCACGACAGACAACAUCCACAACCAUAUGGAAGGAAUCAAAUGGAGCAACAUUCCAAAGAUAUUUCAAGAUGAUAUCGUUAUCUGUCGGCGUCUACACGUGGACUAUCUGUGGAUCGAUACGCUAUGCAUCUUGCAAGACUUUCCUGGCAUGUCGGACGAGAAAAAGCGGGUAACGAGUAUGGAUUUUGCAGCCGAGAACUCGGCCAUGGCGCGCAUCUAUCAGAGCUCUUACUUUACCAUCUAUGGGAGCGUGUCAACAAGUAUAGCCAGCGGCAUUUUCUCACCCAAGCUUUACGGGAGUCAUCAAAUCAAGGUCAGAGAUGUCAAUGGCAACAAGUCGAUUCUACGCAUCAGAGAAACGACAUCGCACUUCACAUCACCGACAGAUCUGGAGACAAGAGGCUGGACAUUCCAGGAGUAUCUUCUCCCUUCUUGAGUUCUAGAAUUUGGGCCUUUCGAUAUCUCUUGGAAAUGCAACGAAGGCUACCUCUGCGAAUGUCAACAUAAUACUGGAGCUGCUCAUCGGCGCGAG